CAUCUUCACGCUUCGCCCUCCUCCUCCUUCUUCUCGUCUCGUUUUCGGGCCAACAGACUUCCUUUCUUCUUCUUCACGGUGAUUAUUUGCAGAAGAAUAAUCGGAAAGGAGGAGGAGGAGGAGGAGGAGGAGGAGGACGGAGGACGGAGAAGAAGACGGGAAUGGUGAAGUUCUCGAAGGAGCUCGAAGCUCAGCUGAUCCCGGAAUGGAAAGAGGCCUUCGUCAAUUACUGGCAGCUGAAGAAGCACGUGAAGAAGAUCAAGCUCGCGAGAAAGCCCACGAAACCCUCUCAUCCAGAGGCACUGAUCAAAUGGGAUCUCGCGAGCUCCGUCCUCAUCGACCCCGUCCGCUCCGUGGCAAAGAAGAUCGCCGACAGGCUUCGCGGCCCCAUCGACGAUAACGAAACCAUCGCUCAAGUAGUGAUUCAGGUGACGAGUGAGAACUUGGAGAAUGGACAGGUAGAGGGCGAAGCGCAUGAAACAGAACUCACUAAGCUGUUCAAUGAAGAACACGAGGUGAGAGUGUUCUUUGAGGCGCUGGACGAAGAGCUUAAUAAGGUGAACCAGUUUUACGAUAACAGGGAGAGAGAGUUUCUGGAGAGGGGAGAGGAGCUCGAUAAGCAGCUGCAGAUCUUGCAAGACCUGAAGACCAUAGUGAGCGAGAGGCGACGCAGGAAUUCGUCGUCCCUGAAGGCGAAUGGCAGUCACGAGGGAAGCAUCUCGCGUUCUUCUUCUCCCCGUGAUUCUGAUUUUUCAUCAGAGAGCUUUGGCGACCUCCUCAAUGAGAACUCCAUGGAAGCCUUAGAGGAAGGUCAGGGGGUUGCAACCCAAGGGAAAAAUGGCGCGAGUCAUGUGAGCUCGGUGACGAGGUCAUCGUCAAGGUCGAAGCCGAGAGGCAAGCCAAAGACGGGCAUGACGAAGAGGAUUCCGAGCACAGCAACGCCGGCAGGCGCGAUCACGGCUCUCACGUCGAUGCUGCGGGACGAACUUGUGAACAGCAAGAACACGAGAAAGGACGGGACCAGAGAUUCCAGCAUCAGCAAGAAGAAGAUCCAGUGUGCUGAGAAGAUGAUCAGAGGUGCUUUUGUGGAGCUCUACAGAGGGCUUUGUCUGCUGAAAAACUAUAGCUCAUUAAACUUGAUGGCCUUCACAAAGAUUUUGAAGAAAUUCCACAAGGUUGCAGGUCAACAAGUGUCCACAAAUUAUCUAAAAGAAGUGAAGAAAUCCCACUUUGUCAGCUCAGAUAAGGUUAUUAGACUAAUGGACGAAGUGGAGUCCAUCUUUACCAAGAACUUUGCCAACGAUGACAGGAAAAAGGCCAUGAAGUUCUUAAGGCCACACCAGCAAAGAGAUUCUCACACGGUCACGUUCUUCGUCGGAUUACUCACCGGAUGUUUCGUCACAUUGUUUAGCUUAUACGCGACGCUAGCACACCUCACCGGCGUUUUCGCCUCCAAUGCCGAUCCUACUUUCGUGGAAAUUGUGUACCCUGUGUUCAGUGCCUUCGCAUUGUUCAGCUUGCACCUGUUCAUGUAUGGAUGCAACCUCUUCGCAUGGAAGCGGACUCGAAUCAACUACAACUUCAUAUUCGAAUUUUCGCCCACCACGGCGCUCAAGUACCGAGAUGCGUUCCUCAUCUGCACCGCCUCCAUGACGACUGUGGUUGCUGCGAUGGUCGUUCACCUCCUCCUGCGCCCCGACAAAACCUCUCCGAACUGGGUCGACGCAAUUCCAGGAGUCCUCCUUAUGAUUUAUAUAUUGUUGCUGGUAUGUCCGUUCGAUGUCUUCUAUCGUCCAACCCGAUACUGUUUCAUUCGGAUCAUAAUUAACAUUAUCUGCUCACCUUUUUGUAAGGUUUUGAUGGUAGACUUUUUCAUGGCUGACCAACUAACCAGUCAGAUUCCAUUGCUGAGGCACAUGGAGACGACAGCCUGCCACUUUCUUGCCGGAAGCUUCAAAACACACCAAUAUGAGACCUGCAAAUCGGGGCAAUUUUAUAGAGAACUCGCUUAUGUGAUCUCAUUCUCACCGUACUACUGGCGUGCCAUGCAGUGUGUGAGAAGAUGGUUUGACGAGGGCGAUGCGAACCAUCUGGCAAACAUGGGGAAGUACGUCUCAGCCAUGGUGGCAGCCGGAGUGAGGAUCACAUACGACCAUCAGAAGGGGACGCCAUGGCUGAUAGUAGUCUUGGUGACCUCAACUGUGGCGAUGUUUUAUCAGCUUUAUUGGGAUUUCAUCAAAGAUUGGGGCGUCCAACCGAAGAUCCAGAACCCUUGGCUCAGAGAUGAUCUAAUCCUCAAGAACAGAUGCAUUUAUUUCAUUUCCAUCGCUUUGAACAUGGUUCUGAGGCUUGCUUGGGUAAAGACAGUUCUGCAGUUCCGAGGGGGAGUCGUUGAAUCGCGUUUGCUAGAUUUGUUCAUGGCUUCAUUGGAAGUGAUUCGUAGGGGACAUUGGAACUUCUACAGAUUGGAGAAUGAACAUUUGAACAAUGUUGGGAAGUUCCGAGCCGUGAAGACGGUUCCUUUACCAUUUAGAGAGAUGGACUUGGACGACUGAAUUAAGCCACUAGACCGAGGCAAAGCUGUCAUACAUCACUACCAUUUAGAGGCAACCAUGAGAAAUUCUGCUGCUGCCCCCCCAAGCAUUAAUGCGCUAAUCAACUCCUGCUUCAAUUGUAACUGUAUGUACAAUUCGGUUUAUCAAUCUAUGUAUAGAACAAGAUCAGAUCUUUCAUCACCAGGGGUCCCAAAUCCGCGUGUAAGAGAGUGAAGGAUGCCUGUCGUGAGAAUUGAUUGUGUUGCAUAUUCUAGCAUUCUAGUAUUGAUUAGCGAUGGAGGAAUGCUAAUUGCA
Messenger RNA from Eucalyptus grandis, 2849 nucleotides. Its product is annotated as phosphate transporter PHO1. Lineage: Eukaryota; Viridiplantae; Streptophyta; Magnoliopsida; Myrtales; Myrtaceae. The record is from RefSeq and is a predicted model, not a curated record. Gene Ontology annotation, cellular component: cytoplasm; trans-Golgi network; Golgi apparatus. Gene Ontology annotation, biological process: phosphate ion transport; cellular response to phosphate starvation. Gene Ontology annotation, molecular function: inositol hexakisphosphate binding.